Gadus chalcogrammus (walleye pollock) is the source of this 3128-nucleotide messenger RNA. RefSeq names its product transcription initiation factor TFIID subunit 4-like. The record is from RefSeq and is a predicted model, not a curated record. Gene Ontology annotation, biological process: transcription initiation at RNA polymerase II promoter; DNA-templated transcription. Gene Ontology annotation, molecular function: protein heterodimerization activity; RNA polymerase II general transcription initiation factor activity; DNA binding. Lineage: Eukaryota; Metazoa; Chordata; Actinopteri; Gadiformes; Gadidae. The transcript has 15 exons. Gene Ontology annotation, cellular component: transcription factor TFIID complex. Bases 11 to 2986 code for a protein of 991 amino acids.
AGCAUCAAAGAUGGCGGGAGCCUCCGACCCACUGGAGGACAUGCUCUUCAAUGAGGUAGAUGAGAAAGCAGUUAGCGACUUAGUUGGCUCUUUGGAAUCACAACUUGGUAAUCAAAAGACUUCUACUGCUUCGUAUUCCGAGAAUAAAGGAGAGGGACCUUCGGGCGCUGUCAAACAGUUCUCAGGGAAAGUGCGUGAUCAAGUGGGGUCUCUGGAGCAGCCACAACAAGGGCAUCCGAAAGCGGGGUUAAAUCAGGAACCUAGCGCCAAUGAGGCUCUCCCGAACAAAAUACUCGCAUCUACUACCUCUUCCGUUACUACCGGGAGCGUUAUAAACGCUGGAUCUAAUUUACAAACACUUGGGGCAUCUCCUACUAUUUCUCAUGUACCGGGAUCCGUAACUUUGGCGACUCCGUCUGCAGCUGCUAGCUUCAACAGGGCUACUGCUCUGGGUUCGGCGGGCACAUCGGUAGUGACUGCUCCUAACCCAAACAUCAUCACAACGGCGGGUCUAAGGGCUGCUUCCCCUGGAUUACAAAGUUUAAACGGCAACACCGGAGGUGUGAAGUUGGUGAACGCACCCGCCAUCGCUCCACAAGCCGGAGCCAACAGUGUCAUAAGUACUGUUAGUGCUGGUAGCUCCAAUAUUAUCGUGUCCAUGUCCUCCCAGCCUAACUUUACUGUACCACAGUCGUCGGUGGCUUCUACAAUCACAUUACCGAGACACCCUAGCCCAUUGUCGAGUUUGUCCCAGAAUGGUGUAGACCCUAAGGGUUCCCCUCUCAUUACCCAAGGUGUAGCUUCCUCUACGGUCACUACAUCUCAGGUCAUGAAUCACAACAACCCUCUCAUGCAUACGAAGAUGUUGGUGCCCAAUCAACCUGUUUCUGGAAACUCUGUAAUUCUCGGCAGUACUCCGCCACCUGCAGCUAACUCACCCAUCAGCCAGACCGUGACAAGUACCACUGUCACACUUGCGGCUGGUAUUAAACCAGCCGUCAACGGAGUUGGUCAGCCGGCGGUGACUAUAGUGAGGCACCCCACAACGCCUGUAAUGGCAACGUCAAUCCAGCAGCAGAGACCAGGGCUGGUUGCAAACACCACAAGGACUGCUGCGCCUCAGAUAGCAGUCAGACCUCAACAGCAGACUACCAUUCAACUUCCUCCGGGAUUUACCAUACCUCCAGGCAUGGUCCUGGUGCGUACUGAGACGGGCCAGUUGGUGAUGGUCCCCCAGCAGGUUCUGGCCCAGGCCCAGGCAAAGAGCCAACAGGGCCAGGCGGUGUCCAACAUCUCCCCCAGGCCUGCCACCCCAACAGCCGGCGCCACCAUCCGAGUCAGCGCCCCCAGUCCGCUUCCCGGUACAACCCAGACUGUCCGCCUGGCCUCCCCAAAUCAGCCCAGAAUGGUUCAGGCCGGUUCCCCCUCUCCCUCCGUUGUACAGGCCAUCACAGUGGCGCCCGCUGGAGCCGGCGUCUCGGGGAAGAUGAGCAACCCUCCCCCCAAGCCCGGGACGGUGAUCACCGCGGGGGGGCAUGCGCUGGCCAAGCCUGUGGGGGUCCAGCCCGGCCUCGCCAUGGCCGGUGGGACGCCAGGGACGGGCGUCUCCCCCGCCGCGCCCCGCACAGCCAUAGUGUCACAAGAGAUGCAGGAAAACGUGAAGAAAUGUAAAAACUUCCUGGCGACACUGAUCAAGCUGGCAUCCCAUAAUUCCCCCUCCCCGGAUACCUCCAAGAAUGUGAAGACCCUGGUGCAGGAUCUACUCGAUGCGAAGAUUGAGCCUGAGGAGUUCACCAGCCGCCUGCAGGCUGAACUCAAGUCCUCACCUCAACCCUACCUCAUCCCCUUCCUCAAGAAAAGCCUUCCCGCGCUGCGCCAGUCUCUGCUCAACAACCAACAGUCUCUAAUGGCCUCCGGCAACGCCCCCACCCAAGUGUCCCCGGCCGCCACCUCCACCAUCAGAGCCCGGCUCCCCAACAGCCCCGUCAUGACCCCCGUCAGGACGCCCACGCCGCUCGUAAACAACACCGCCAUGGGUGUCAGGAGACAAGCGCUCCCGGCAGUCCAGACCCGCAUGCCCAUGGUCAUCACCCAGACCCUCAGAACCCCAGGUGCAGUUGUGAGGGGACCUUCUAUCAUAGCAGGUAAAAGUCCUGCUAACUUGGCAGUGCAAGCCAAUCAGAAGAAGCUGAGUGACCCAGGGGGCGGUUUCAGAGACGACGACGACAUCAACGACGUGGCGUCCAUGGCCGGGGUCAACCUCAACGAGGAGAACGCACGUAUCCUAGCAACCAGCUCGGAGCUGGUGGGCACCAAGAUCCGCUCCUGCAAGGACGAGGCCUUCCUUCCCACCGGCCUGCUGCACCGUCGCAUCCUCGACACAGCCAAGAAGUUGGGUGUGACCGAGGUCCCGGCCGAGGUGGUGAACUACAUUUCCCAUGCCACCCAGUCGCGAUUGCGCUCCUUGCUGGAGAAGGUGUCGGCGGUGGCUCAGCACCGCGGUGAAGGCGGGAAGGACGAGGAGUGGGCGGAGCAGUCCUCAGACGUCCGCGCUCAGCUGCGCUUCUUCGAGCAGCUGGAGCGCAUGGAGAAGCAGAGGAAGGACGACCAGGAGAGGGAGAUUCUACUCAAAGCAGCCAAGAGUCGUGCCCGGCAGGAAGACCCGGAACAGGCCCGGCUCAAGGCUAAGGCUAAAGAGAUGCAGCAGCAGGAGCAGGCUCAGAUCCGCCAGCGAGACGCCAACCUCACCGCCCUGGCCGCCAUCGGGCCCCGAAAGAGACGCAAGAUGGACUCGCCAGGGUCCUCCAACGCCGGGGCUGAGGUGGCCUCGAGCUCCGGCUCCGGUAACUCUCCGGGGGGGAGCUCCUCGCGCCAGCAGCUCCGUACGCGGAUCACAAGAGUCAACCUCAGGGACUUCAUCUUCUGUCUGGAGCAGGAGCGCACCACGUCCAGGUCCCUGCUGCUCUACAAGGCCCUGCUGAAGUGAGGCACCCCAGCCCCCCCACGCCCCCAAGGAGGUGGACCCCCUCCUCCCCAAUCAUCCGCAGAAAACUAAAACAACGGGAACCACCCGCCCACCCCGUCAAAACACAGAUGCAGUUUUUAAGAUAUUUUUUUAGAGAUACAUU